Geodia barretti is the source of this 1599-nucleotide messenger RNA. Lineage: Eukaryota; Metazoa; Porifera; Demospongiae; Tetractinellida; Geodiidae. The record is from the annotation of a GenBank genome assembly.
AAAAUGUCUUAGAGAGGCAGCAGAGGAAGAAAAAUGACCACUCUGCGCCCGUUCUGUUGCGACGAUCUGUUUCGCUACAACAACGUGAACCUCGACCCGCUCACGGAGACCUACAACCUGGCCUUCUACCUCAUGUACCUCACAAGAUGGCCGGAGUAUAUCCAGGUGGCGGAGUCUCCCAGCGGGAAAAUCAUGGGAUACAUCAUGGGAAAAUCCGAGGCUCGUCAGAAUAACCCCUCGGACUGGCAUGGUCACGUGACUGCAAUAUCUGUGGCAGGAGAGUAUCGUCGUCUCGGGCUGGCCGCGUCUCUUAUGAAGACUCUUGAAGACAUUUCAGAGCAGAAGAAAUGCUUCUUUGUCGAUCUGUUUGUCCGCGUGAGUAACACCGUGGCUGUCGCAAUGUACCGUAACCUUGGCUACGUGGUGUUUCGAACUAUUGCCAGCUACUAUACCGGGCCGCCGGACGAGGACGCUUUUGAAAUGAGGAAGUCGUUGAGUCGAGAUAAGGAUAAAUUAGCGGAGAGACCUUGUUCUGAUCCGAGUCUACCUGUUGACGAGAUCCCAAAGUUAGUUAGUACAAAAGUAGUCGUCGAUUCCACUUCGAUCAAAGCAAGAAGAAUGGCCGAUCCGACAGGAGCGACGGAUGUCGGUGGAACGUCGGCGGACGGUCUCAGUCCCCGGGUGACGGUUGGGAUCAUCGUAGGGAUCUCCGGCAUAGCUACUGUGCUUAUAAUGACGGUCCUGUAUGCCCUCAUGAUCUGCAAGUACUGCAUCUUCCGACACUAUCGGAAAAAGCAACUCGACCUCGAGUCCUCGCAAAUAGUCCGCGGGGCGCAGUUCCCGCUCGCCAGCCCAACCAGCUCGUUCACCACCCGCCAAUACUCGCACCAGAAUUCUUACGCUACGGCUCCCUACGGAACAAACCUGCCGCGCCCGUCCAGCGGAUACCAAGUUUCCACAUUCGAUGACCCAAAUAACACACUGGAGUCAGGAACCACAGCUGACAGACCGAGGACGAGACUACGCCGAAACUAUCAGGACGACGAUGUUCGUAGACAGAAGCGGCGCACGUACGUUGGAUCUCGUCAGUUUCCCAGCAAGAACCUGGUCCUGCUCACGAUGCUGGCAGAGGGGGAGUACGGCCCCGUAUAUAGAGGAGAGGCCUACGAAAUAGUUCCACGGGAGGCUUCACAGAAUCGUGACCGUCAAAAUGCUCAAGGAAGACACAGACGAUACAAAGAGGAACAAAUUCGAGCAAGAGAUCACAAUGUUGGCACAUCUCAACCAUCUGAAUGUGACGGAGGAACCUCCCACAUAGACCUCCUCGGUUACAUCAGGGAUAAGGGUAUCGCCAUGAAAGACGUGGAGGACGGCGAGAGUAUCGUCCAAGAGUUCCGAGAGCUCCUCAAAAUGGCCGACGAGGUGUGCAUGGGACUGGCUUACCUGUCUUCUCAACACAUCGUUCACAAGGACGUGGCACUGCGCAACUGCAUCCGUGGGCAAAACAGAGUCAUCAAAGUGUCACUUUGGAAUCGGUUCAAAAAUUACCCCGAAAGCUUAAUAUCUCUUCGGGAGGGAUACUAUACAAUUGAUGUAUGA